Molecule: messenger RNA, 885 nt
Organism: Microthlaspi erraticum
Lineage: Eukaryota; Viridiplantae; Streptophyta; Magnoliopsida; Brassicales; Brassicaceae
Source: the annotation of a GenBank genome assembly
AUGAAGCUUAAAGAGUUCAAUGCUAAGGUGAAAUCACUUCCAUUCUAUGUCACUUUUGAAGAAGCUUGGGAUAAACAUGGUCUAGUGGAGUUCUUUUUCACAACUAGUGAAAACAAAGAAGAGAUACACCAACUCUUCAGGAAGGCACGAUUUCCCCUUGCCCCUCAUGGAGUCAAUCAACCACCAUCACCACCAUCAUCACCACCACCCAGUGCCAGCAUGUCUUUCAAACAAGCUUGGCGCCACUACCCAUUCACCCCUUUCUUCCACAACUGCAAGGAGACACCUGAGGACAUAAAAGAGCUUUUUGAGAAAGCUAAAGUUCAGCCAACCUUCAAGACCCUCUACAAGAUUGAAGACCCAGGUCAAUUCUCUAUUCCCUGUCAAGUAAAUGGUCAUUACUUUGAUAGAACACUAUGCGAUUCUGGCUCUUGCAUAAACCUCAUGCCAACCCAAACCGCCAAACUCCUUGGCAUCACACGCUUGCAACCUGCUCAAAUUAGUAUUGGACUUGCUAACCAUACUAUAGCCAAGCCAAGAGGAGUUGUUGUUGAUGUUCUUCUAGAGAUUGGAGAUAUCAAGAUCCCGGUGGACUUUCAUGUCAUAAACAUUCAAGGAGGAUGUGACACACCAUUGAUACUAGGCCGACCCUUUUUGGCCACUGCUGGAGCUGUCAUGGACCUUCCAAACCGGCGAAUGUCCUUAGCCAAUGUUGACAAGACAGUCUUUUACAAGACCAUACCAUUCAUCUCACCAAACAAGCUGUCUUACCUCAUCACUGCCCAAGGCCGCCCAAGAGAGCCACCAGACCACACUCAAGGUCACAAUGAGACAAGAACUAAAAGACUAUGUCUCAGGCCGUGCCCUUACCCCAUCUCCAACUAA